GGAACCGCCCGAUGCGGUUCAAGAUCCCCGAUCCGUGCGUGGGUUCAUCCCGUCUUUAACAGCAAAACGCCCGGCCCAGGUCCUCGGAUCCGUUGCGGGCGUUGUUUUACACUUGCGAAGUUGGAGUAACACGUUGGUAUCGCAGCAGCGAACGCCUAAUCGACCAUUGACCAUCCUUUUUACGGUCAAGAUAAUAACUAAUACCCGAUUCCAUCCCCCCUAUUCGCUCUUUCUCCGUCAGCGACAAAAUGGCAGCCGCCGAACUAUGGAGACACGAAAACCCACGGGCGACCCAGAUGUGGAAGUUCCUCCAGCAUGUGAACGCCAAAUACGACUUGGAACUCAGGGACUACCCGGAGCUGUACAAGUGGUCUGUCGAUCAUAUCGCCGACUUCUGGGGUGAGGUCUGGCAUUUCACCGGCAUCAAGGCCUCCAAGCCGUUUGACCGGGUCCUGCCUCCUGAAGCACCCAUGUUUCCCCGACCCGACUUCUUUGCCGGUGCCCGUCUCAACUUUGCAGAGAACUUGCUCUUCCCCGCCAAUGCCGAGGUCGAUGAGUCGAGCACGGCGGUCAUCACGGCCACCGAGGAUGAAAGCCAGCUCACCGAGACGACCUGGGCCGGGCUCAGGGACCAGGUCCGCCUCUGCUCCAACGCGCUGCGUGCGGCCGGCGUUGGGGAGAACAGCGUUGUUGCUGGCUUUGUUGCCAACCACGUGCAGGCCCUGGUCGCUCUGCUGAGUGCCGCCGCCGUCGGAGCCAUGUGGACGGGCAUCAGCCCAGACAACGGCGUCAGCGCUGUGCUCGACCGCCUGGUGCAGAUCAGGCCGCAGGUGCUCUUCGCCGACAACGCAACGCUGUACAACGGCAAGGCGUGGCCCGGCAAUGCCAAGACGCUGGAGGUGAUUGACGAGCUGAAAAAGCACGGUCUGGAACAGGUCGUCAUCAUCAGAGGUCUGAAGGAUGUCGAGACUGGGCUGGACGAGAUGCGCGCAACGGGGGUCAAGGCGGAGGAGUACGAGGCGUUUUUGAAAUGUGGAUCACCAGACUCGCCGCUGACCUUCGCCCAACUCCCGCCCUCUCACCCGCUGUACGUCUUGUACUCGAGCGGCACCACGGGGCUCCCCAAAGCGAUCGUCCACACCGCGGCGGGCACGCUGCUGCAGCACAAGAAGGAGCACUUUUUGCACUGCUCGCUCUCGGCGGCCUCCCGCUCGCGCAUGCUCUACUACACCACCACCAGCUGGAUGAUGCACCACUGGAGCGUGUCCGCCCUGUCCUGCGGCGCCUCGCUGGUUCUCUACUCGGGCUCGCCGUUCCAACCGCACGGCUACGCCUCCCUCCCUCGGCUGCUUUCCGCCCUCCGCGUCACCCACUUCGGCACCUCGGCCGCCUACCUCACCACGCUCGAGGCCAACAACGUCCGCCCCGUGGCCGACCCGUCCCUGGACCUCUCCGCGCUCGAGGCCAUCUACUCCACCGCAUCGCCCCUCCCACCCUCGACUUUCUCCUUCGUCUACGACGCCUUCCCCGCCAGGAUCAACCUCGCCUCCAUCACGGGCGGCACCGACAUCAUCUCCCUGUUCGGCGCCCCCUGCCCGCUCCUGCCCGUCCGCGCAGGCGAGGUGCAGUGCGCCGGGCUGGGCAUGGCCAUUGCAGUCGUAGACUCGGCGUCAGACCCCUCCAACCCACAGCCCGUCUCUCCGCCCGACAGCCCCGGCGACCUGGUGUGCACCAAGCCUUUCCCCAGCCAGCCGCUGGCCUUCUUUGGGGAAGGCGGACAGGACAAGUACCGCGCCGCCUACUUUGAGCGCUUCCCCGGCCUCUGGCACCACGGCGACUUUGUGCGCAUGUGCGAACCCCGCGGCAACACCGGCGCCGGAGGAGGCGGGCUCGUCAUGCUGGGCCGCAGCGACGGCGUGCUGAAGCCCGCGGGCGUGCGAUUCGGCAGCGCCGAGAUCUACAACGUGCUGACGCGCUUCUUUGCUGCCGACGUGGCCGACGCGGUGUGUGUGGGGAGGAGGCGGGAGUUGGACCGCGACGAGACCGUCUGUCUGUUUGUGGUCAUGGUGGAGGGAAAGGUGUUUGAUGACGCGUUGAGGAAGGGCAUCGCCGAGACCAUUCGGCGUGAGCUAAGUCCCAGGCAUGUGCCGGGCGUGAUCGAGGAGGCGAAGGGGGGCGUGCCCAAGACGGGCAAUGGCAAGAAGAUCGAAGUCGCUGUCAAGCAGAUCCUCUCCGGGAUGCAGGUCAAGACGAACGCCAGCGUCGCCAACCCGGAGGCACUGGAUUGGUUCAGAGAGUGGGCAGCAAGGGCUAAUGAGGCAGUCCUGAACUAGCAGCCCGGUAGGUAAGAGAUAAUGGAGGCUGUAGACGCACGAAGGAAGGGCCUAGACAUGCCUUAAUGAACAUACCCUAACGAACUGACUCACAUUGGGAUAAACCUGGAAGUUAGAGAAAUACUAGUACACUUGUUUGCUACUCAUUCGCGCAGCCAGAUACAGGGGCAAUAGAGCAGCAUCUCAACCAUUGAGUAUUUAAGAAGACAG
Messenger RNA from Chaetomium strumarium, 2543 nucleotides. RefSeq names its product acetoacetate-CoA ligase-like protein. The transcript is spliced from 4 exons. Bases 249 to 2333 code for a protein of 694 amino acids. Gene Ontology annotation, molecular function: acetoacetate-CoA ligase activity. The record is from RefSeq and is a predicted model, not a curated record. Gene Ontology annotation, biological process: lipid metabolic process. Lineage: Eukaryota; Fungi; Ascomycota; Sordariomycetes; Sordariales; Chaetomiaceae.